Scomber scombrus (Atlantic mackerel) is the source of this 1150-nucleotide messenger RNA. It is a transcript of the gene tmub1, whose product is annotated as transmembrane and ubiquitin-like domain containing 1. Lineage: Eukaryota; Metazoa; Chordata; Actinopteri; Scombriformes; Scombridae. The coding region runs from base 160 to 996 and encodes 278 amino acids. The transcript has 3 exons. The record is from RefSeq and is a predicted model, not a curated record. Gene Ontology annotation, molecular function: protein binding.
AGUGGAGUCAGCACCGCAGAAGAAGAGUAGAAGCAGGAAGUGUAUAGGCAGUGUUGAGUAGCUGUUAGCAUGGUUAGCUGCAGGCUAACGCUCUGAUAUGACGUUUAUCAGCUGAAUUGUGUGGUUCCUGGUUCAGCCUCAGUGGGCGUGUCCGUGGCGAUGGCGUUGAUCGAGGGCGUGGGGGACGAGGUGACGCUGCUGUUCGGCUCCCUUCUGCUCCUGAUGGUGCUGCUGCUGGCCUGGAUCUCCACCCGCACCUCCGACCCCCCCGAACACCUGUUCACCUCCUCCGCAGGCCCCGCCCCCUCGCUGAGGGCCACCUCCUCCCCGCAGGACACGCCCCCCUCGUCCUCCUCCCCCGUCACCUCCGACCCCCCCUCCAGCUCCACGAGCGAAGGCGGCGAGAGCUCGGUGACGGAGGCUCCGCCCACCGCCGCCUCCACCCAGGAGGAGCGGGAGAAGGGGGGGGAGGAGGGGAGCGGGGAGGACGGGGGGAGGAGAGAGGAAGGAGGAGACGGGCUGAGGAACAGAGGAGGAGAUGCAGCGUCCGCUCAGAGGAACAUGGUGGUCCGACUCAAGUUCCUGAACGACACCGAGAGGACGGCUCAGGUCCAACCGCAGGACACCAUCGGAUACAUCAAACGUACCUACUUCUCAGGCCAGGAGCAGCAGGUGCGUCUCAUCUAUCAGGGCCAGCUGCUGCAGGAUGACUCUCAGACUCUGGCUUCUCUGAACCUGGCCCAUAACUGCGUGCUGCACUGCCACAUCUCCCAGCAUGCAGCGCGGGGGGGUGCGGGGGGGCCUCGGCCCGCGGACCAGGUGGCGGUGGCUCUGAACGUGGGCAGCCUGAUGGUUCCUCUGCUGGUCCUCAUGCUGUCCGUGCUGUGGUACUGUCAGAUCCAGUACCGGCAGUUCUUCACGGCGCCGGCCACGGCCUCGCUGGUGGGAGUCACCAUCUUCCUCAGCCUGGUGGCCUUCGGAGUCUACCGCCGCUAGCCGCUCCCGUCGGCUCCGCCCGGGUCCGACGGGGGCGGCCGGGACUCGAACCCGCGGCGGGGCGUGCGUCUGUCCUGUUUCUGUUGCCAUGGAGAUGCCGAGUGUAAACAAGACUUUAAUUUUAAUUUUUUUUAGAUCACUUCUGUAGGGUUCU